ACAGCUAUUUUGAAAUUGGUUUAAGUAAUUUUUAAAGAGAAAAGUUACAAAUUCGUUGACUCCAGGUUCUCUAUGACAACACAAUAAACUGCAUACCUUUGUGUUGUGCUCAGGAGAUUUGUCAUUUUGGGCUUUUGAUCUACAUUUUCGUAAUUUUCUGUCUUUUUGUACGCUAAACAACUGACUUAAGUAUUUGACAGUGAAAGUAAAAGUGAGUUGCAGCUUUAAUUGUGGUUUAUGCAUUGACUUGCAUUGGCCAGAUUCCAUAAAUGGUAUGUUUUUUAAUGUGCAUAUUUAUUAACAUAUUUUUAGAUGUAUUUUCCCUUAUUUUUUUGUAUUUUAAGUUGAUAAAUCCCCAAACAAGCGGUGUUCGUUGGGUUCAUGCAUUUAUCGACGUGCUCUGUUUGUGAUAUGAAAAUAAGAAACAUUUGGCUGCACUCUGAUUGGCCCAAGGCGCCGUCAGUCACACAAAAGCUGGCUCUGAUUGGUCAGCGUCACGUUUUUUUGUGGGAGCUGAAUUUGACAGGAGGAAGUAGCGACGCAAGAAGCGAGAGGCUCAUUUCGGGGGGUUUACGUGACAUAAAAUAACACCUGUGAUGUGAUGCCGUCGAAAUUCAAGACGAGGAAGGAUAUGCCUUAAUGUAUUUCAUACCUGAGGCCAGCAUCAGUCGGUCGACCUCUCGCCCAUACGUCAUCCAGAUGAGGAAUGCUGGGAGCAUGCAGCCCGUGUACAGGCGAGAUGCUGGAGUCUGGCACCAAACGCGAAGCCUCCUCUACAAGAAUUUGCUCAUCAAGUGGAGGACCAAGCAACAGAGCCUUCAGGAAUUGAUCCUACCUCUGCUACUGUUGGGUCUCCUGAUACUCAUCAGCACCUUGAAUCCCCACGUUUACUAUGGAGGCAUCAACACGACGGAGCUGGAGCCCGACAACCCCUUCUUCAAGGGCCUGGGCUACACACCGAUUACUAACGUCACCAACCACAUCAUGGAGGAGGUGGCUCAGGAGAUGCACAUGCAGGAUCGCCUGGAGAUGUUUGCCAGCGAGGAGGAUCUGGAGAACGCCAGUCUGUACGAGCCGUCCAGCUACGUUGGUGUGGUGUUCAUGGACAGCUCGGCCACGUCUUACAGGCUGCGCUUCCCGUACAACCAGCUGCCUCUACCCAGCGAUUACACAGAAUCUAUCGCCAACUGCUUUACGAGCUCGGUGAACUGCAGGGCGGCUAACUACUGGUACUCCGGUUUCAUCCGCCUCCAGUCGCUGAUCGACGCAGCCAUCAUCCAGAUGCAGACAAAGCGUUCGGUGUGGAGCGAGAUGGACCUGAAGGUGGUGAUGAUGGGUCAGCCGGGCUCUGUGGAGGUGCAGAAGUUCCCCCACGCCCUCAUCUCCAUCUACCUGGUCCUGGCUUUCACGCCCUUCGUCACCUUCCUCAUCGUCAACGUGGCGGCUGAGAAGGAGCAUCGCCUCAAGGACACCAUGACCAUGAUGGGGCUUUACGACACAGCGUUCUGGUUAUCGUGGGGGCUCCUGUACGCUGCUCUGGUGACCACCAUGUCCAUCCUGAUGGCCGUCAUCGCCACGUUCACGGCGCUUUUCCCGAACAGCGACUUCUUUGUCAUCUUCUUCCUCAUCUUCCUCUACGGAAUAUCAUCUAUCUUUUUCUCCUUCAUGCUGACGCCGUUAUUCAAGAAGCCCAAGUUUGCCAGCACAGUGGGCUCCAUGCUGACGGUGGUGUUUGGCUGCCUGUCCCUGUUCACUGUGCUGAUGAAGGACUUCCCACAGCCGCUGGUCUGGCUCCUCUGCCUGCUCUCCCCCAGCGCCUUCUCCAUCGGGAUUGCACAGGUGGUUUACCUGGAGGCACAAGGGGACGGAGCUGUGUUUUCAUCUUUGACCAACGGCCCUCAUCCUCUAUACGUGCCCCUGCUAAUGCUGGUUCUUGACUGCGUCCUUUACCUUCUGUUGGCUAUCUACCUGGACCAGGUGCUGCCUGGCGAGUUUGGAAUGAGGCGGUCCUUGGUGUACUUCCUGAAGCCGUCCUAUUGGUCCAAGCGCAGGAAGCGCUACGUCGAAGUGAGCUCGGUGUACGACGCGGAGGUGAACGGCGCUCCCGGUGCGGACGAGUCAGUCGAGCCGGUUUCGCCCGAGUUCAGAGGGAAAGAAGCCAUCCGCAUCAAUAACAUCCGGAAAGUGUACAAAGAGAAGGACGGCAUUGUGGAGGCUCUGAGAGGUUUGACAUUCGACAUCUACGAGGGUCAGAUCACAGCUCUGCUCGGACACAGCGGCGCUGGAAAGUCCACCCUCAUGAACAUCCUGUGCGGCAUCUGCCCCCCCACCAACGGGACGGCCACCAUCUACGGCUCCCCCGUGGCGGAGAUAGCGGACGGGUCAGAGAUGAAGCAGCUGGUGGGAAUCUGCCCUCAGUUCAACAUCAUCUUUGAUGUGCUGACCGUAGAGGAGCACCUGAGGAUAUUCGCUGCCAUCAAAGGGAUCCCACCUGCAGACAUUGAUGCUGAGGUUACCAAAGUGCUGAAGGACCUGGACUUGGAGAAGAUCAUGACAGCUCAGGCCAAGAAUCUGAGUGGAGGCCAGAAGAGGAAGCUCUCUGUGGGCAUCGCCAUCCUCGGAGAUCCCAAGAUCCUGUUGUUAGAUGAGCCCACGGCCGGCAUGGACCCCUGCUCCAGGCACCAGGUCUGGUCUCUGCUGAAGAGCCGCCGAGCCGGCAGAGUGACUGUACUGAGCACACACUACAUGGACGAAGCCGACAUCCUCGCUGAUCGCAAAGCUGUGAUCUCCCAAGGACAGCUCAAAUGUGUCGGCUCGUCUCUGUAUCUAAAGACCAAGUGUGGUGUCGGAUACCAUCUCAGAAUGUCUAUCAACGAGGGGUGUGAAGCUGAAAAGAUCACGUCUUUGGUGAAGCACCACGUUCCCAGAGCAAAGCUGGCCCGACAGCACGAAGCAGAGCUGACUUACACUCUGCCUUUUGAGAGCAUGGACACGUUUCCAGGCUUGUUCUCCGAGCUCGACGGUCAGCCCAACCUGGGUAUAGUCAACUAUGGCGUUUCCAUGACAACGCUAGAAGAUGUCUUCCUUCGUUUGGAGGCCGAGGCUGAAGUGGAUCAAGCUGACUACAGCGUGUUUAAUCGGGAGCAGGCGGAGGACGAGUGCGACAACGCCUCCAUCGACGACACAGACCAGCGGCUGCUCACGUUCUCGGACGGCAAGUCGGACGUGGUGUCGGGUCACGCUCUGUGGCGGCAGCAGUUCAGCACCGUGGCGUGGCUGCACAUGCUCAACAUGCGCCGGGAGAGGAAGGCCUUCGUUUACACUCUGGCCUUGUUCCUGGUGUUCGUCGCUGCCGUCCUCGUCCUGUCUCUGGCCACAGGAAACAUCCAGAUUCACUCCUCAGACCGCCAGUUUUCACCCAUUUACCUCCUCAGAAGGCACCAGGCGCCCCGCAGAUACGCCACCAGCCUCCUGGUGCAGAACUCUUCAGGUUCUGAUAUUUCUGACUUCAUCCACAACCUGGAAUUGCAGGAUAUCAGAGUGGAAAUGAUGAAACACAGCGACUAUAUGUCCGCAGCUCCCCACAGCGCUGCCAUCAACGUAACCGGAUCCAGCAAGGGUUUCAGGUACAGCGUCGCUUUUAACAGCACCACAGUUCACUCCUUACCGAUGGCGGUGAACAUACUGAGCAACGCUCUUCUGCGAGGUUUAAAUGGUUCUGGACACAUCCGAACAUGGACCAAACCUUUUGAUUAUCAAAUCCCAGACGCUACUUCCUACGCUCUGGUGUACAUCGAGGCGAUCAUACUGGGAAUGCUGGCUGCUGGAAUGCCUGCGUAUUUUGCAAUGGACCACACUCGAGACCGAGAGAUCAAGUGUCGCUCCACCCUUCGUAUCUCCGGUCUGGUACCGUCGGCCUACUGGUGUGGCCAGGCGGCGGUGGACAUCCCCUUCUACUACCUCAUCCUGUCCUGUAUGACCAUCAUCCUCUUCUCCUUCCACACUGGAAACCUGCUCACCUCCAGCAACCUCACCGCUGUGGUCCUCUGCACCGUGGGCUUCGGUCCAGCCAUGAUCCUCUUCACGUACGUGUUUUCUUUUGGCUUCGCUCGAGUCCAGAGCAACAGGGAUUUCUUCUCUGUCAUCUCCAUGAUGGUGUGUGUGGUGUCGGCCUCCGUGGUUCAGCUGUCCUUCAUGAACGACAGCCCCGGGCUGACGAGGAACCUGCACAACAUCCUGUGUUUCUUCAACCCUCUGUAUCCUCUCAUGGGCUGCCUCAACUGCAUCACCAAGGCGACCUUCCUUCCUUCUCUGUAUGAGGAGAACUUCUUGUGGAAGAACCUUCUCAUUUCAGUUGUAGCUCCGUAUCUCCAGUGCAUCAUUCUGCUUUUCCUGCUUCGCUGGCUGGAGAUCCAUUACGGAGGGAGGACGAUGAAAAACGAUCAGUUCUGCAGGAUCUCGUCUCAGCCGAAGCCCAAAGUGGAGAGAAACCCAGAAGAUGGUCUGAAUGAGGAUGAGGAUGUUCAGAUGGAGAAGGCCAGAGUGAAGGAGGCCCUCACCUGUCAGUCCUGUGAAGAGAAACCAGUCGUGGUCGUGAGCAACCUGAGGAAGCAGUACAAGGGCAGAAGAGAAGGUUUUUCUUUGAGCAAGAGGAACAAAGUGGCCACAAAAAACGUCUCCUUCUGUGUUCGUAAAGGUGAAGUUCUUGGACUGUUGGGACCCAACGGAGCUGGAAAAAGCACCGUCAUGCACAUGUUGUCGGGUGACACUGACCCCACUGCAGGCCAGGUGCUGAUGGGAGACUACAGUACCGAGUUUCGUCCCGUGGACAGUCCUCUGGAACACGUGGGCUACUGUCCACAGGUGAACCCACUGUGGCCCAGGAUCACUCUGCAGGAACAUCUGGAGAUCUACGCCGCCAUCAAAGGCCUGAAAGGACAGGACGUACCAGGAAUCAUCAAACGUGUUGUGAACGCUCUGGAGCUGAAGGAUCAUUUGAACAAACAAGCCAAGACUCUGUCGGCAGGACUGAAGCGAAAGCUCUGCUUUGCCUUGAGCAUGAUCGGGAAUCCUCAGAUUGUCUUACUGGAUGAACCGUCAUCGGGGAUGGAUCCCAAGUCUAAGCAGCGCAUGUGGAGGGCCAUUCGUGCUGCAUUCAAGAACCGCCAGCGAGGAGCCGUCCUCACCACACACUACAUGGAAGAGGCCGAGGCCGUGUGUGACCGUGUAGCCAUCAUGGUUUCUGGCCAGCUGAGAUGCAUCGGCUCCAUCCAGCAUUUAAAAGGGAAGUACGGCCGAGGCUACAGUUUGGAGGUGAAGCUCAGGGAGGAGCUGACGGGGCUCCAGCAGGUGGCGCUGCUGCACAAGGAGAUCCUCCGAAUCUUCCCUCACGCUGCCCGGCAGGAGAGCUUUGCCACUCUGAUGGUUUAUAAGAUCCCCAUGGAGGACGUCAAAUCACUGGCCAAGUCUUUCUCUCAGUUAGAGAGCGCCAAGCAAACCUUCAACUUUGAAGAGUACAACUUCUCCCAGUCGACUUUAGAGCAGGUGUUCAUGGAGUUCGCCAAGGAGCAGGAGAACGAGGAGGACGAGGUGGGCUCCCUCAGCACGACUUUCCAGUGGCAGCGUUUGCGUCAGGACGGCUCCGUCUCCGUCAACCACACAGACAGCAUCGUGCACCAGCUUUGAGGCGAGAGGAAGCGACCGGUCCGUCCCGACCUGACCGGCUUCAGCGUCUGAGGGCUCACGCCAGCACUCGCCCGCUCCACGCAAACCCCGACGCCCACCGCCCUUUACAGUGAACGAGACGGACGAUGGUGGGGUCGGCGUACACUGGGACCGACUGAGUGUUGGGGCUCAGGGCUGCUCUGGCCUCUUUUUGUGGGUCCGAGGCGUGCAUGUUGUGUAACCCUCGUCCACUGGUGCUCCGUGUUUUCUGACCGACCGAGGGGCCUGCAGUCUGUCUCCACACGCCGACGCGACACUUUACUCCUCUUUCUGAUGGUGUUUUUUUUUUUUUAUCUUCACAGGGAGUCAGUGAAUGGGGGGGGAAAAAGAAACCGUAUAAAUAAUAUCUGAUAUUUAUGCUUUGUAAUCCUUCUCAUCCGUUCUCCUCAGCAGGAGUAAGUGUGUUUGCUCGUCUCUUCGGAUGUUUCCGUCUGUUGUUUGUGAAAGUUUUUAAAUGAUUUUUUUUAAAGCACUACCAGAACUGGAAUCCAUCCAUGAUCGUACCAAAGCAGCACAUCUCUGAACCACACACUACCACACCUCUAUCACAUAUAGACACUGAGAAGUACCUUUUUUUUGUUGUUUUUAGUGUCGGUAGCAUGUGCGAAAAUAGUUCUAUUAUCGACAUGGGGCAGUGGAGUUAGCGCGUAGACGCUAACAGUCUUUGGACCUUUAAAGAAAGCACAUUUUUUUUCUCUGAGAUUGAAGAAAAGAAUCGUUUCUCCUCAUUUACACAUCCAAACCCGCAUUUAAGCCACAUUCUUCAGAGCUGAGUGUUGGAAUGAGGGUUUUUGGAUAGAAGAUAUUCGCCCCCCGUUGCCUUCCUCUCUGCGGGUUUAGCGUAGAACCCAUAGUUUGGGAUCGUAGAGUAGAAUAUGCACACCAGUACAUGUAGCACACGAAGAGGUCGAAGCUCGAGGCCACAUCCAGGAGCCGUUUUCUCUCUCAGCUGGGUUUUACGAGGAUUUUUGAUAACAGAUUUUGAAUGUACGUUGGGCCCCCAGGCGAGAGGAGGGGUUUGUAAACUUGGUGACUUUCCCGACGUCACUAAGUUUCACUUUGGUGCCACUUUUUGAUCACGCAGCUGUGUUUAGUUAACUCCUAUCUAGCUUAAUCGGUGUGUGUUUGUUUGUUGUGCUGUGAAUAUUCCGUGUUUCUGCAUAAUCAGAUAUUUGUAUUGGGGUGUGUUGUUGGUGCAACGCCCAUCAGCAAACCGAUAAAUUGUAAUUUUUUCAUGACAUUCAGGCAAGCGGAAGUUCGUUUAAAGGGAAUUUAAAAAAAAAAAAAACUUUUAAUGAGAAAUCCUGUCGGGUUGAGUUUUAUUUCCUUCAUCGACCUGAGAGCGCCUUACUGUGUGACAGCUGGUUCAGGGGUGGACAAAGCAACAGGGACACGCAAAAACCCAACGCAAACUCUGGCGCAGCAAUCGACAUUAUCCAUGUGAUGAUAUCGAAUGGAAUCACAGGUUUGGCAUCCACCUCUGCAGGAUAAAAAUGUUCUACUUGUCAUUUACCAGCCUUGGAGCAGAAGCUGACACUUGAUUUUGAAAAUGAAUUCUAUUUAUUUCCUCUUGGGUGCACGGUGCAGAAACUUUCUAGCGGUGGGUUUUUUCAUUCAUGCACGAGGUGUCGGGGUUGAGUCACCUUCACGUGUUCAUGCAGUAGCUUCCUCUAAUCUGAAACACACUUUAUUUGCAGUUUUCUUUAUGUACGAUGUCAUAAUUUAUCAGCCUGGUUCGUGAAGCGUUUCAAGAGACAAGACAUGCACUCCACACAUCAGAACACUACACAGAAAGUGCUGAAGAACUGCAUUGUCGGGCAUCCUUUUAAAUGUGAAAACUCUAAAACCCUGUGGAGGUCUUUAUUUUUGUGUCUUUUUGCACACAGGUAGCCUCGUUCCCUCAAAGUAAAAAACACUGGCUCCGUUUUCGGUUGUGUGGUGAGUAUCGGUGGGUUCACUUUGGAGCGUCGCUUCAUACGCCGUCAUUCAUGUGCAUUUCUUUCUGUAUUCAUUUUCCCAAGUGCAAUGUUGGACAUUUGCUCGCAGAAGCAAACGUUUGUGUGUGUCCUGUCAGUUUCAGUGACAUGUAGCCAUCCAGAAAACAUCUGCUUCUUUUGCAUUUCUCCAACCCCUGCUUCCACUGCAGAAGACAUCAUUUAAAUUUAAAAAAAAACGACAAAAAACGUUGUCCGGCUCCGUGGAGAGUGGAGCGUUCAGACAGAUUGGCGUCGACAGCGGAGCAGGUUUCCUUUUAUUUUUCCUGGUGGUGGUAAAGUUGCACUAUUUCUGGGAAAUUUUAUAACCUUACUUUAUAUUAUGCAAUCUUUGUAAGAUUAUCUGUGCACUGAUUUUGUUUUUUAAAGACUGUGGUUUAGCUGUGUUUCCCUCUUGUCUCCCAUGUUCCCCAUGUCUGAAUGGACACUCUGUGGUCUCAACACGACCAUUUCAUGAUUAAAUGUUAAUCCAAAUCAUUUUUCUGUUUGUUCAACUUUACUUGAUUAAGUAAGAAACUAAGUGAAUGGUUUAUUCUGAACAAAAGCAGGAAACACUGGCAAUAUGUACACUACCGUUCAAAAGUUUGGGGUCACCGAGAAAUGUCCUUUUUUUUUUUUUUUAUUUAAAGAAAAGCUUUUUUUUUUUUUUUAAUGAAGAUAGCAUUAAAUGAGUGAUACAUCCAGUGUAGACAUUGCUAAAGUGGUAAAUGACUGUUCUAGCUGUAAACGGCUGAUUUUUAAUGGAAUAUCUCCAUAGGGGUACAGAGGAACAUUUCCAUCAACCAUCACUCCUGUGUUCUAAUGCUACAUUGUGUUAGCUAAUGGUGUUGAAAGGCUCACUGAUGAUUAGAAAACCCUUGUUUUUUUUACCUUUAUUCGUGUUAGUACAUGAAUAAAAGUGUGAGUUUUCAUUUAAAACGUGGAAUUGUCUCAGUAGAAAUCCCAGUAAAUCAGCAGUUUGUAAAACACUCAGACCAACAACCAUGUCAUGUUGAAAGUCACUUCAAUCCCCAUUCUUCCUCAUUCUGAUGCUCAGUUUGAACUUCAGCAGGUUGUCCUGAUCAUGUCUACAUGAAUAAAUGCAUGGAGUUGCUGCCAUA
This is a messenger RNA of Acanthochromis polyacanthus (spiny chromis), 8818 nucleotides long. It is a transcript of the gene abca5, whose product is annotated as ATP-binding cassette, sub-family A (ABC1), member 5. Gene Ontology annotation, biological process: lipid transport; transmembrane transport. The record is from RefSeq and is a predicted model, not a curated record. Bases 640 to 5685 code for a protein of 1681 amino acids. Gene Ontology annotation, cellular component: membrane; intracellular membrane-bounded organelle. Gene Ontology annotation, molecular function: ATP hydrolysis activity; ATP binding; ABC-type transporter activity. The transcript has 38 exons. NCBI's taxonomy places the organism in Eukaryota, Metazoa, Chordata, Actinopteri, Pomacentridae.